Messenger RNA from Ipomoea nil (Japanese morning glory), 1044 nucleotides. RefSeq lists its product as uncharacterized. Bases 1 to 1044 code for a protein of 347 amino acids. The record is from RefSeq and is a predicted model, not a curated record. Gene Ontology annotation, molecular function: catalytic activity. The transcript has a single exon. Lineage: Eukaryota; Viridiplantae; Streptophyta; Magnoliopsida; Solanales; Convolvulaceae.
AUGAGUACUAUCAGCUGGAACUGUCGUGGCUUGGGCAAUCCACGAACAGUUCGAGAAUUAACGGACCUUGCGUCCAAGAAGAAGCCUGAUUUUAUUUUUCUUAUGGAAACCAUGGUGCAACGAAUACAUGCUGAAAGAAUUCGUGUCACCCUUGGUUUUGAGGGACUUUUUUAUGUUGAUCUGACACCGCAGGGUGGUGGUGGUUUAGCACUACUAUGGCGAAAGAAUAAUACGGCGAGUUUAUUGAGUUACUCUAAAAAUCACAUUGAUAUUGAAGUUAAAAUGUCUAGCUUUCCGAGGUGGAGAAUGACAUGUUAUUAUGGCUAUUCUCAGCACCAUAGGAGGGCAGAAGCAUGGGAGUUGAUAAAAUCCUUUGCACCCCGGUCCACCUUACCAUGGGUUAUGAUUGGAGAUUUUAAUGAUCUCCUAUUCCAGCACGAGAAGAGAGGAGGUAAUCCACACCCUAAUAAUCUCCUACGCGGCUUUGGGGAGACUAUUGACCAGUGUGGCUUGACUCAGUUGCCUAUAGAGGGUUACCGGUUUACUUGGGAAAAAGGAAAGGGUACGCCAGCUUGCAUUGAAGAACGUUUGGAUAAGGUAUUAGCAUCUAAUGAUUGGCGUGACAUUGUGCCUGGGGCUAGGGUGAUUAAUAAUCUAAUGAGGAAAUCUGAUCAUUCUGCAUUAUUUUUGAGUGUCUAUGGAACUUUACAAAACGGAGGAGGAGGAAGGAGAGGGUUUCGGUUUGAAAUGGCCUGGUUAUAUGAUGACGGAUGCAGGAAUGUGGUGGAGAAGUCAUGGGAGGAGGGGAGGAGUGAAGGGAUCCAGGACUGUAUAACACACUGUGGGAACAAAUUGUCCAGAUGGGGCGGAGACCGGUACCAUAAGUUUGGUGAAAAAAUCAGACACCUGCGGAAGCAACAGUUACAUCUUAGGGGUCGUACUGAUUUGGCAUCCUUGAAUGAAUUCCAGCGCCUGGAAGGAAUUCUGAGUAAUAUGGAGAUCCAAGAGGAUGCUUACUGGAGGCAAAGGGCCAAACAACACUAG